Molecule: messenger RNA, 1161 nt
Organism: Aspergillus saccharolyticus JOP 1030-1
Lineage: Eukaryota; Fungi; Ascomycota; Eurotiomycetes; Eurotiales; Aspergillaceae
Product: aldo/keto reductase
Exons: 4
Coding region: 1-1161 (386 amino acids)
Source: RefSeq, a predicted model, not a curated record
AUGUCCUUUGCUCCUAAGGCCCCGAAACCCAAGAGCCUGCUGGGCUACCACCAGGUCCUUUCUCCCACCGCUGGUGUCAAGGUCUCCCCUCUAUGCUUGGGAGCAAUGAACUUUGGUGACGCUUGGGAGGAGUUCAUGGGAAAAUGCAACAAAGAGGACACCUUUGCUUUGCUGGAUUGUUUCUUCAACGAAGGCGGAAACUUCAUCGACACUGCCAACGCCUACCAGUAUGAACAGUCGGAAGCCUGGAUCGGUGAGUGGAUGAAAGAGCGCAACAACCGCGACCAGAUGGUCAUCGCCACCAAGUACACGACGGGGUACCGGAUCGCGCACUUCGACACGCAGCCGCUGCAGUCCAACUACACGGGCAACUCGAUCAAGUCGAUGCGCGUGUCCGUAGACGCGAGCCUCCGCAAGCUACAGACCGACUACAUCGACCUGCUGUACGUGCACUGGUGGGACUUCACCACGGGCGUCGAGGAGGUUAUGAACGGCCUCAACGCCCUCGUCAACGCCGGCAAGGUUUUGUAUCUGGGCGUCUCGGACACCCCCGCCUGGGUCGUCGUCAAGGCCAACGACUACGCCCGCGCCCACGGCCUGCGCCCCUUCUCCGUCUACCAGGGCCGCUGGAAUGCCGGCUACCGCGACAUGGAGCGCGAGAUCGUCCCCAUGUGCCGCGACCAGGGCAUGGCCAUCGCCCCCUGGGCGCCCCUCGGCGCCGGCAAGUUCCGCACCGCUGAGGCCAGGAAGCAGGCCGAGCAGCAUGAGGGCUCCAACCGGGGCUCCAAGCCUACUGAGGCGGAUUUGAAAAUCUCGGAGGUCUUGGAGAAGGUGGCCGAGCGCAAGGGUACUAAUCUUCAUGCUAUUGCUCUCGCAUAUCUGCGCUACAAGCAACCCUACGUCUAUCCCAUCGUUGGACAGCGCAAGGUGGAGCACCUCAAGGCCAACAUUGAGGCCCUGAAGAUCGAGCUGAGCCAGGAAGAGAUCCGCGAGAUAGACCUGGCCGCCCCGUUCGACCCCGGCUUCCCCAUGACUUUCCUGGUUGGCGGCAAUGAACAAUACCAUGUCGGGUUUACGGCGGGAGAUAUCGCCUUGACCAAGUGGUCAGCGCAUAUUGAUGCUCCGGCGGCACAGGAGGCGGUCCGGCCUCGGAAGGAGUGA